Messenger RNA from Hydractinia symbiolongicarpus, 2460 nucleotides. Its product is annotated as synaptobrevin homolog YKT6-like. The record is from RefSeq and is a predicted model, not a curated record. Gene Ontology annotation, cellular component: Golgi apparatus. Gene Ontology annotation, molecular function: SNAP receptor activity. Lineage: Eukaryota; Metazoa; Cnidaria; Hydrozoa; Anthoathecata; Hydractiniidae. The coding region runs from base 969 to 1562 and encodes 197 amino acids. Gene Ontology annotation, biological process: endoplasmic reticulum to Golgi vesicle-mediated transport. The transcript is spliced from 8 exons.
AAAUGGAAGCUGGAAAAGUUCACGGGUUCAUUUUAUUAUUUUAUUUUUCUUCAUUGAUAAUGAGGUCUUCAGUCAGCGCUUUACAUCAUCAAACAUUGAUUUAAUAUAUGAGUUCUUUGAAACAUGCACACAUUUUUAUUUGAGGCGAUUUUUCACUUGGGUUUGGGUAUCUAUUAUUAGAGACAAUUGUGGUGUCCAUGCUACAUUGCUGCUUAAUUUUAAUGUCCUACCUCUGGUUGAAGUGUUUGAAUGCAGUGGCCAUUUAGCACUUUGGUAAAAACCUGAAUAUUAAAAUUAUAUAUGCCACAGGUAGACAAGCAUCAGACUUUGAUGACAUAAUGGCCUAUCCAGAGAUAAAUACUUUUUUUUCUCAAAUUUUUUGUAGCUCUUUCCUCUGUUGUGUAGAACUUGAAAUAAUGCAUAGAAUUAUAUUAUUUUAAUAAAGGGUUAAGGAGAUAUUUAAGCUUGAUAAUCUUCUUAAGAAAUUUAGUCCAAGAUAUUUUCUUGUUACCCACACAAAAGAAGACAUCAAUUUUUUCAACUGUUUAUGUUAUUGUAGCUGUACCAUUCGAAAAGUCCACUUCAAUUAAAAUUGUUGAGUCUAUAGGGAGUUAUUGAGAUCUCUAAGGAAAACUAUAUAUAAAAUUAAAAUUUUAAAUGAUGAAAAUAACAUUAUGACUAAAAUCACCUGCACACACAUCAUCCGUUUUUAGCCACUGUUUGUAUAUAUAAUGAGUCAGAGAUUAUUUUUAUAGUGUUUCAGGAUAAUCAAACAUCCCAAUGCACUGUAAUUCAUUUUGUUAUAUAUGCUGUCCCUUUUUUCAAAUUAUUAACAAGAUUAUAAAAUAGUAUCAGAUUAUUUUGUGGUUUUUUCAAAAGCACGAUUAUAAUAUAUUCUUUUUAGAUAAAUAUAUUUUCAUAAACCAAUAUACAUCACACAAAACUUAUACUUGAAAAAAAAACACAAAAUGGUAAAGUUAUUUGCUAUAGAAAUAUUUUAUAAAGGGGCAAAAGUUCAAGAAUUAAAAUCAGCACAUGAAUUACAAUCGUUUGGAUAUUUUCAAAGAUCAAGUGUAAAAGAGUUCAUGGAUUUUACAGGCAGAAUUAUAGUUGAAAGAACAACAAAAAAUCAAAGAGCUUCAGUAAAAGAGAAAGAUUACAUGUGUCAUGUAUAUGUGAAUCAAGAUGGUUUAAGCGCUGUUGCUAUAUCCGAUACAGACUAUCCAAAUAGAGUGGCAUUUAAUAUGUUAAAUAAACUUCUAGAAGAGUUUUCUUCACAAGUAUCCAUGUCUCAAUAUACAACAGCUGAUCCAAGCACCUAUACGUUCACACUGUGCGAAACAUUUUUGGAAAAAUAUCAGAAUCCUAGUGAAGCUGAUCCUAUGAUGAGAGUACAAACAGAACUAGAUGAGACAAAAAUUAUAGUUUACAACACAAUCGAGCAAGUUCUUCAACGUGGAGAGAAAUUAGAUGAUCUGGUUGCUAAGUCCGAUAAUUUAAGUAUGUCAUCCAGAACGUUUUAUAAAACGGCAAAGAAGACGAAUUCUUGUUGCUCUUGGUAGAGGCUUUCCAUAUUUCAUAAACUUACGCAAACGUUUUAUCUUUGGAGGAAUAAUUUAUUUUUUAUUGUAUCAACCGGACACGCGUUUUUAAUAUGCAGAAUUUAUUUUUUAUAAUUGUGCAAGGGAAGAAGGGGAUCUGUUGGUAGAAAAGGUUGAUAGAUGGCUUAUUUUGUUUAUUUGGAACCUGGUUUAUGUGAUAUAAGUAACCUCAGUAUACACGCAUUCAUUCUAAAAAUGCGUCUGUAUACUUCUUUGUCAAAAACUUUUGGAGUUCUAAACGAACCUGUGAAAAAGUGAUUUUCCGGAAUAAAAUUCCAACAAAUCAUAUCAAAUACGUCGAAAUUUAUGUUCAUUACAAUUAACAUUUUCUAUAAUUAGGCGAUAUAACAUUUAAAGAUUAUAGUGGAAAUUUGGCAGUGAAAAAGCCUGAUCCGAAUUUUCCAAGAUCUAAACUCCAAUUUCGGACAUUCAAACAGUGAUUUUUUUUUCAGACCUUUUAUUUUUCAAAAUUUCGAAAAAACAUUUUAAACCAGUGAGCAAAGUGUGCUAGUCUGUUCAUUGCGCAAAACGCGUAUGCAGGAUUUUUAAUAUGUGCGCGGGAUAUACGGAAUAUGGGCAUUUUAACCAGUUCGUAGCCCCUUUAAAAGAUCAUAAGAAUACAGCUUAAACCAAAUUCUUCUACAUUUUUUCAAGGCUAUUACGUUAUGCAGUGUCAUCUUUCCUUCGUCUUCAAAGAUGACGAUGCGUCAUUUGGUAAAAUGACGCGUCGUUUGUUUUUACGACGCGUCGUUUCGGUUCGCUUCCAGUGGAUUUUUCUUGUUAUCCAAAAUAGAAUUCAUAUAUUUCGUAAAUCGAAUUGUAGUAACUUGAUCGAUAACUUGAAAAGAGAAUUAAACUA